Molecule: messenger RNA, 570 nt
Organism: Oikopleura dioica
Lineage: Eukaryota; Metazoa; Chordata; Appendicularia; Copelata; Oikopleuridae
Source: the annotation of a GenBank genome assembly
AUGACCCGCUACUCUGCGGAAGCCGAGAAUGCGGCUCGAAGCUGCAAGACCAGCGGUUCUGACAUUCGUGUCCACUUCAAGAACACCCGAGAAACAGCUAACGCUAUCAAGGGUAUGCACUUGAACAAGGCCGUUCCCUACCUCAAGGCCGUCAUCGAGGGUAACCGAUGCAUCCCAUUCACCCGAUUCGAUGGCUCCAUGGGCCGAACUGGUCAGACCAAAGAGUUCAAGUCCACCACCUCCAAGGGUCGAUGGCCAAAGAAGUCCUGCCAGCACAUCCUCUCCCUCCUCAAGAACGCCGAAUCCAACGCUGAGGUCAAGGGUCUCGAUGUUGAUGCCCUCGUGAUCGAUCACAUCCAGGUCAACGCCGCCGCCAAGCAGCGACGACGAACCUACCGAGCUCACGGUCGAAUCAACCCCUACAUGGCUUCCCCAUGCCACGUCGAGAUCAUUCUCUCCGAGAAGGAUUUGGCUGUUCCCCGAGCUACCGAAUCUGGAUCCAAGAAGGUCUCCCAGAAGAAGCUCAAGAAGCAGAAGAUGAUGGCUGCUCAGCAGGGUGGCUUCGAGUAA